AUGGACAACCAUCUUCUUUACUCUGCUUCUACAACAACAGCUCCUACGAUAAGACGUAAAUCUACGUCAUUCGCGACUGCUACAGCAACCACAACCACUACAGUUUCUUCACGCAAGCAAAUAGCAACUUCAUCAACACCACCCAAGGCAUCAACAACCACCACCACCACUGCUACAGUUAAAAUGUACAAGGCUAAAUCUCCACCAUCGCCCAAGCUUUCGACCACUACCACUUCGCCACGACCAGAACCAACUAUUAUCAAACGAAGAAACUCGUCAUUUGCUAAUACGUCAUCGCCUUGGUUUAGGCGAAACUCAUUCCUAUCACCCACUAUGAUCCAGGAUGAGAAUUUUAAUGUUUACGAAUCUGGUAAUUCGUUUUAUUCUGGUGUUGGUAGUGGCGGUCAAUAUAUAUCAAACUAUUCCAUAAUCUCAUUACGCGAAUGCCAGGGGUUUUUAUUCAAUCAGGAUUUGUUUGCUACUCCGUAUCAACAAGUGCGGUCACAAGCUAAUGCAAAGAGGUAUAGAUCAAGUUUUUCUCAACGGAGACGCAGUGGUAAUGGGAAUGGUACUGGUGAUAGAAGGUGUCGUGAUGGUGAUUAUGAAAGGAGACAUACUAGUUACCAUCCGCAGCGACCACAAUUUGAUAAUUCUAUGGUUUCUGACAAUGCAGUUGUUGACGAUGAUGAUGAUGAUGAUGACGAUGAUGAUGGUGAGGAUGAGGAAAUGCAUGAUGCUGACGAAGAAUUCCCGACUAAUGAGAGUAAGGGUGAGAGAAGACGCUUAGAUGAGGAUGGGGAGGAUGAGGAUGGGGAAGAUGAAGACGAGGAUGGAGAAGAUGGAGAAGACGAUGAAGAUGAGGAAGACGAAGACGAUUAUAGAGAAAUGCAUGAAUACGGAGGUGACUUCAAUAAUAGGCGAUACAGAGUACGUGUGACUGAAAUUGUUGUUGACGAAAAAGAAGAUAAUGAUAUUUUUCCGACCUCGGAGAUAUAA
Lodderomyces theae is the source of this 996-nucleotide messenger RNA. RefSeq lists its product as uncharacterized. The record is from RefSeq and is a predicted model, not a curated record. Lineage: Eukaryota; Fungi; Ascomycota; Pichiomycetes; Serinales; Debaryomycetaceae. Bases 1 to 996 code for a protein of 331 amino acids. The transcript has a single exon.